Molecule: messenger RNA, 921 nt
Organism: Protobothrops mucrosquamatus (brown spotted pit viper)
Lineage: Eukaryota; Metazoa; Chordata; Lepidosauria; Squamata; Viperidae
Gene: NUDT17
Product: nudix hydrolase 17
Exons: 8
Coding region: 1-921 (306 amino acids)
Biological process (GO): NADP+ catabolic process; NAD+ catabolic process
Cellular component (GO): cytosol
Molecular function (GO): NADH pyrophosphatase activity
Source: RefSeq, a predicted model, not a curated record
AUGCCCUACGGCAGCGUCCAGAGGGGAGAAGUUGAAACAGAUUAUGUCCAGGAUGUGGACAUGUGGUUUAUUGUCUCAGCCCUCCUUCUGAGCGUCGUUGGCCACUGCUGUCCCCCCCACGAAGACAGUGGCAUCGUGCACUGCGCUCUCAAGCCCCUCCAGUUCCUCGUUUCUGACCAGGAGUUUCCUGGCUCCACCGGACUCCUCUUGAAGCGCCCCCCGUUCUGCCCCAUCAAGCACUUGACUGCGAAGCAAAGGGCUUCCCUCCCCGCAGAGACCCGGCGCCAGGGGGUGGAUGUCGGGGUGGCCGUUCUCCUGGAAUCGGCGAACCAAAAGAUUUUGUUGACCCGCCGGGCGAGAACGCUCCGCCUCUUCCCAAAUGCUUGGGUGCCUCCUGGCGGCCAUAUUGAACCGGAGGAAGAGCUGCUGGAGGCCGGCCUGAGGGAGCUGGAGGAAGAGACCGGCUUGCGGCUGCAGGAUGGGGAAUUCUCCUGGCACCUGCUGGCCCUCUGGGAGUCUGUGUACCCUCCCCGGCUGAGCCAAGGUUUGCCCCGACGCCACCACAUCGUGAUCUACCUGCACUUGGCCUUGCAGGAGAGCCACCAGCAGCUCCAGGCCAGGCUGAAGCCCAACGAAGCCGAGGUCAGCGCUGUCGCUUGGCUGGACCGCCCCACCCUGGCAUCCAUUGUGGCUACGGAGGACGGGGCAGAAGGCGAGAGCCCGGGGGCGGGCAGGGGGGCACCGUCCACUGUCAGCAUCAUCGAACUGGAGAAGGGCUCAGCCGAGACCCUGGUGAUCCCCACUGCCACAUUCCUGGCCACAGCACAAGGGGAGGAUGUGGAGCACGUCAGCACCGGCACCAAGUACGCCCUCCGGCAGUGGCUGAACUUGUCAGCCCCCUGCGCGGCCGAGGAUGCCUGA